AUGACCCAAAGCGACGCAUAUAAGGACGAAACGGCAGAAGAAGAAUUCCCCAAGCAAUCCCAAACCUUACAAACCCUAACAGCUACCCAAUUAUCCAGUUCAGUUUCAAACCUCUCCGCCUCCUCUCGCGCGAUUCCAUCGAAUAAAGACUUCCAUUUCUACUACAAUUUCGACGAAUUCAAGCUCCCGAUUCAAGAAAUGGCAGCGAAGUCGCAGUCGCUACUCGAAUCAAUCGGGUCUUCCUCUUCAAAUCAUAUUUUCAAAGAGAAGUUACAGUUCCCUACCGAUGUUGACAUGGACGAGGCUUAUGAUUGGUUAGUGAAUGUAAACGAUGAGAUUUUUGAGCGUUUUGAUACUUCAAUUGAUGAAUUUAAGAAAAUCCGAGAGGAAACGGGUCGGGUUGAGGGCGUGGAUAGUGAGGAUGGGUUUCAAUUGGUGCAUGGGAAGAAGAAUAAAAAGUUAAUGAAGAAAGCCAUUAAUGAUGACUCAGUGAGUUGUGCUGUUGGUGAGUCAGGAGUGAAGGUGGCGGAUAACAAGAAGGGGAUUUUGGGAAAUAAAGCCAAGGUUCCGUUUCAUAUACCGACAAUAAGGAGGCCACAAGAGGAGCAUAAUAUUUUGGUUAAUAAUUCGAAUAGGGCUUUUGAUCAUGUUUGGUUGGAGAGAAGCGAAGAUGGGUUGAGGGUUAUUCAUCCACUGGAAAAGCUCUCUGUUCUUGAUUUUGUGGAUAAAAGUAUUGGGGAUGUUGAGCCUGCACCUCCUCUUCCAAUAGAGAGUACUGCAUUUAAGCUUGUGGAAGAAGUCAAGGAUUUGAAGGAAUUGGCAGCUAAAUUGCGUGGUGUAAAUGAAUUUGCGGUUGAUUUGGAGCACAAUCAGUAUCGAUCUUUUCAAGGAUUGACAUGCUUGAUGCAAAUUUCUACCAGAACUGAGGAUUUUAUUGUAGAUACUUUAAAACUUCGAAUACAUAUUGGCCCUUAUCUUAGGGAAGUUUUCAAGGAUCCUGUCAAGAGAAAGGUCAUGCACGGAGCAGAUCGAGACAUCAUGUGGCUUCAACGGGACUUUGGCAUAUAUAUCUGCAAUCUGUUUGACACUGGACAGGCCUCAAGAGUACUGAAGUUGGAAAGAAAUAGUUUGGAGUACCUUUUAAAUCACUUUUGUGGGGUUACUGCCAAGAAAGAAGUUGACCUGUCUGUUCCUUGCAGAUACCAGAAUGCAGAUUGGAGACUACGCCCUCUUCCUGAUGAGAUGAUAAGAACUGAUUGCAUGAAUUAUUUUCUCAAGAUUCCAGCAUAUGUUUUGAUCUUUAAUGUGAAAGUUGCUAAUGUUAACUUUCAACAAUUAUCUAAUGGGCAACUCUUUUUUGGUGAUAGAUAUGCCAGAGAAGAUACCCACUACCUGCUGCAUAUAUAUGAUUUGAUGAGGGCACUUUUACUCUCAAAGCCUAAUGACAAUGAAAAUGCUGAUCCCCCUUUGUUAGAGGUCUACAAACGCAGUUAUGAUGUAUGCAUGCAGCUGUAUGAGAGGGAUCUUUUCGCUGAAAAUUCGUAUCUUCACAUGUAUGGGUUGCCUGGUGCUGGUUUCAAUGCUCAGCAGCUUGCCAUUGUUGCAGGGCUUUAUGAGUGGAGAGAUGCCAUUGCCCGUGCAGAAGAUGAGAGCACAGGUUAUAUAUUGCCAAACAAAACUCUUAUUGAAAUUGCCAAGGAGAUGCCUGUUACGACUAGCAAAUUACGUCGAUUGCUGAAAUCAAAGCACUCAUAUAUUGAACGACACCUUAGCUCCGUUGUUAGCAUCAUUAGGCACUCCAUGCAAAACUCUGCUGCAUUUGAAGCUGCUGUUCAACAUUUAAAGGAGAAACACAUGGAAACAGCAUCACAAGAAGAUGCAGAAGCUAAUGAUGGAUCUGAAGCAAAAAGCAUUUGUGGUGGCAAUGGAAUGAACAGUGGUGUGGCUAUCUGCCCUGAAACUUCUGUGCAUCUGAAAACGGGACUUUUGAAGCAGGGAAGCAGUAUUGUUGAACUUGGCAGAGGUGAACUAGGAAGCUCUGCCAAGCAUCAUGGUGAAAAUGGUGAAAUGAAGAAUGGAUCCAGUAAUAUUUCAGAUACAUCUCCAAAAGGAAAGGUUGCUGGAGUAACUGUUCAGGUUCUCAAGAAGCCAACUGGUGCUUUUGGCGCACUUCUUGGGGGUGCAGCGACAAAGAGGAAACUUGGUACUGAUAAAAAGGUCAAUGAAGAGAUCAAGUUAGAAAAGAUAAGAUCUUCAGUAAACCUUCCAUUCCAUUCGUUUAUGGGCAGAAAUGAACCUCCAAAACCAGUAAUAGAAGAGACCGUUGGAGUUACAGAAAUUUCACAUGCUGAAGAAUCUUUGGCUGUCCCAGCUACUGGUUCUAGUUUGGAAGAUAUAAUAAUGUUGGAUGAUGAUUCGGAUAUGGAACAAAACGCUCAUAUUGCAGAAACAGAGAGAGAUGAUUCCAAAAUCACAAAUGUCAAUGGGGAUGACGAAUUUUCAGGAUCUGCUUUGGAAACAGAUGAAGGUGAGGAACCCGUUUCUCUCUCUGAUUUGUCUAGUAGUUUCCAAAAGUGCUUGCAAUCCAGUAAUGAAAAUAGAAAAACUCUAGAAGCUAAGAAAUCAGGAGAACCAAGUGGCAGUUUGAAGCUGAAGCCAUUUGAUUAUUCUGCUGCACUAAGAUUUGGUGAGGAUCCAUCAGGUAAGUUGAAAGUAGGGAGUGCCAAAAAUCAGAGGGGCGUGCUUGACUGUGUGGCUACGAUAAAAACUUCACCGGCACCCAGAGCACAAAAGGAUGACGAGACAGGAGAAUUUUGCCAAGGAAGAAGACGUCAGGCCUUUCCUGCAACUGGGAAUAGGAGUGCAACAUUCCGAUGA
Dovyalis caffra is the source of this 2877-nucleotide messenger RNA. Lineage: Eukaryota; Viridiplantae; Streptophyta; Magnoliopsida; Malpighiales; Salicaceae. The record is from the annotation of a GenBank genome assembly.